Messenger RNA from Ylistrum balloti, 2136 nucleotides. RefSeq lists its product as uncharacterized. The record is from RefSeq and is a predicted model, not a curated record. The transcript is spliced from 24 exons. Bases 1 to 2136 code for a protein of 711 amino acids. NCBI's taxonomy places the organism in Eukaryota, Metazoa, Mollusca, Bivalvia, Pectinida, Pectinidae.
AUGUUUCUGAAUGUAAUCUUGGUAGUCAUAUGGUUUUCGUCAAGUAUUACAGCCGUUCCUAUCAACAGGGAGACCUUUGGUCUAAAAUGUGAGCGGGAAGUAUCAUCAAAGGGAGAUAAUUACUAUGUGUUAAUGGUAUUUAACAGUAAGAUCGACAUGCCAUGCCCGCCUGGCACCUCGUACAAUAAAAAUCUAUGUGAUUGCGAUCACGCUUCAGCCGCCUGUCCAUACAAAGCUGAUGGACAUGGUUUUAUAGAGAACGUUCCUGGAUUCGGUGAUAUCUACAGUGAAUGUGGAAGUGGACUGGUCUUCAGCGCGUCCAGCUGUGGUUGUAUCAAAAAGGGUAAAAUGACAGGAGCAUCAACAAUUCCCACCACAAAAUUCGUUUGCCCAUAUAAGAGACAGGGAACGGGAUAUGUAGAGGACAUCCCAGGUUUAGGACAAGUAUGGAACAGCUGUGGAAAUGAUCAACUUUUCAUGAAUGCUGCUUGUCAGUGUGUUUCGAAAGAAUACGUCACAGAAACCGACCCUACAACUAAAGGUUGUAAUAACCGUAUAAAAGAGGCCAACGGUUACAAAGAAUAUAAUGACGUCAUCAUGGAUUGGGUGUUUUAUGAAUGUUCCCCAUCAUGGGUGUUUAGACUUAGCCAUUGUGAUUGUGUUGAUCCAGGGACAAACCCAAUUCCUCCGCCCGGACCACCCAAAGAUUGCACAAAUUUUGAGGUGAAAGGAACGGGAUACAUUGAACACAUUGAAAAUGUUGGAGCCGUUUAUAACAACUGCCCUCCAAACCAGAUUUUUAGCCUUAGAAAAUGCGACUGUACAGGUUCUGGAGGCACAGGUAAUACGGGAGGAAGCAAUAGCAUAAUCCGGAUUACAGAUACCAACAAAGUUGAUUGUGAGUUCGAGGCACAGGGAAGUGGAUAUACGGAAUACGUUCCGAAGGUUGGGAAAGUAUUCUAUACAUGUCUCAAUAACCACAGAUUUGUUACUGGACUCUGUCGGUGCCUCGAUCAAGAUAUCACGAUCAUUGACGAAACAACCAGCAAUGACCGUCCGAAGUCUACCGCACACACGCCUACAGCGGUCACGGGAACGGAUACUUCGGUAACUUAUGAAAGUGUUUCUAGCACAUCAACCACUGAUGGAUUGCAAUGUAAAGAUCGAAUGAAAUCAGGAAGAGGAUAUCUUGAAUACUUUGAAUCUUUGAACGACUGGGUUUUCUUUGAAUGUUCUUCUACACAAGAAUUCAGCAUCGCGGAAUGUGACUGUGUUCCAAACGGUGGAGCUCCUAAUACCAAAAACCCUAAUGCAGACUGUCAAUUCGAAGCAAGAGGAAAUGGAUUUAUAGAAAACAUACCUGGCAUAGGAGCUGUUUAUAGUGAUUGCCCGUCCACACAAGUCUUUUAUGCAUCACUGUGUGCAUGUGGAGCUCCUGGAUCUGGUAAAAACUAUGAUGUCGUCACCAUAACAGACCAAAACCGAGUGCAAAAUUGUGCAUUUGAAGCUAGAGGAAACGGAUUCGUGGAACAUGUCAUCGGCAUUGGUCUGGUUUAUCACGACUGUUCCGGAACUGACCGGUUUAUUUCCGCUCUAUGCAAGUGUAUUGAUAAAGAUACUGUAAUUAUUGACAAGUCCACACCACUAAAGACAACACCUCAGCCAACGACAGUAACAAAUGAAGCAACAUCCAUGCCAUCUACCACAGCAGAAACACCGCCAACUGCGACCGUACUUACGGUAACCAAUGAAGAAAAAUCUACCACACCUACCACCAUCACCACAGAGACACCGUCGACUACGACAGCGCCGGCGGUGACUAACAAAGAUUGCAUUUACGAACUAGUACCUGGUCAGAAGCGGGAGUUUAGGACACAAAUGACAUGGAUGCCAGGCCAAUAUAUGUAUUUCUCGUGUAACAUAGGACAAGAAUUUGACAUUACUGCAUGUAGCUGUAUAGAUGAAAAAGUUACAACCACACAACUGACUAUCAACACAGAUUGUCCUUUUCUUCCAUCUGCUAUUGGUGACAACUAUUUUCGCUUCUUGCUUUUUGGGAUUGGAUGGGUUGAAUUCAGCUGUGCAAUAGGUCAAAAAUUUGACUACAAUCGCUGCAUAUGCAUAGCAAGGCCAUAG